Messenger RNA from Fonsecaea erecta, 1227 nucleotides. RefSeq lists its product as hypothetical. The coding region runs from base 1 to 1227 and encodes 408 amino acids. The record is from RefSeq and is a predicted model, not a curated record. NCBI's taxonomy places the organism in Eukaryota, Fungi, Ascomycota, Eurotiomycetes, Chaetothyriales, Herpotrichiellaceae. The transcript has a single exon.
AUGAAGUUUCAAAAUGUCCUCAACACCGGCCUCCUCUCCAUCCUGCCGACGUCGUCAGUGUCCCAAGCGCGGCCUCCGCGCACGGCAUUGAGUCUGCCCUUCGACAUCGGCCCCUCGACGCCCGAGAACACGGCAAACUACACGCCGCCCGUCUUCCCCAUCGCGCCGUUCAACAAAUACGCCCAUAACCCGAUCUUGAAGCCCAAUCCCGCCGCCAACUGGGAGUCGGCGUACCUCUACAACCCGACCGCCAUCGUCCUCAACGAGACCGUCUUUUUGCUGUAUCGCGCGCAGAACACGUCCAAGACGUCCUCCAUCGGGCUCGCGUGGUCCACCGACGGCGUCAACUUCACCCGCCUCAACCGCCCCGUCGUGUACGCGACCGAGCCCUGGGAGCACAUCGGCGGGACCGAAGAUCCUCGGAUCAUCCGUGUCAAUGGCACGUUUUACAUGACCUACACCGCAUACGACAGCGUGACGGCACUGCUCUGUCUCGCCACGUCGACGGACCUCUUGAACUGGCAAAAGUACCCCCCUCUGUUCCCUGGGUUCCAGGACGUGGAGUACUCGGACAUCGACGUUGCCUCGCCGCGCAUCAACCACUCCAAAUCCGGCGCCAUCAUCAGCGAACCGACAGCCGACGGCCUGUACCACAUGUACUUUGGCGACAGCUUCUUCUACCACGCAACCUCGCGGGAUCUCUUGAACUGGACGGCACUGCCCGCCGACCAAUACUUCGCCGGCCCCGUCAAUCCGUGGGAGAACCGCCUGAUUGAGCCCGGGCCGCCGCCUGUCAAAACGCGAGAUGGGAAGUGGUUGCUCAUUUACAACGGCAUGACGACGGGUCGCGUGGGAUACCCGCAGAACCAGUACUCGGUGGGUCAGAUGCUCAUCGACCCUUCUGGCUCGUUUCGGCCGACGAUAAAUGUCAGCGAUGGGAUGUACCAGCCGGCAUUGAGGGAUGGGCCAGUGGCGAGGCUGGAGAGACCAAUAUUGGUGCCCGAGGCUGGCAAUGAGAAGAAGGGCCAGGUGGAUCAGGUGGUCUUCGCCGAGGGGUUGGUUCAGUUCAAGGGUAAAUGGUUCUUGUACUUUGGUAAGUGGAACUCGUCCUUUCUCGAGAGAACAUUGAAUGACAACAUCCCGCUGACCAGCACAACAGGACAAGGAGAUAGUGAAUUGGGGGUUGCCAUCGCUGAUGUGCAGCUUGAAACGCAAGAUCUUGCGUGA